AUGCGCGCAGUAGCGGGCGUGUUGUGGGCAUGUUUUCUGUAGUCUUGCAAGUACAGUAGCUUAUCUUGUCUUGUGCUAUGAGCGGUCUGGCGCGCAUGAUAAGCGGAUCGGAUCUUCUCUGGAACACCAGAAUGGAACUUAUUGAACUGAUUUUUGUUUUUGCGAAUGGAAUUUUGAUGUGUGUUUCUGGUGGACCUUACCAUGAGCAUCCCAUAAACCUGAACUGCUCGUCCCUGAGGGAUGGAGACAGCUAUCGCAUCCGAACAGAAGCCGUCGUGGGGAUGAACAUCACUUUGUGCGAUCAAGCAUGGAGCAGAGAAGAGCAGAAUGGUUCACUUCCAGUAGGGUAUUACCCGAAGGGGGACACCGACAUCAGUCCUCCUGUGCUUGACCUCACAGCACAAGAGAUCUGGAUGAAGGAAUGUGCCAACCUUACGCUGAUGCUGCACUGUGACCAGGUCCACGGAUACAGAUUUGUAGUGAACUUGGAUGAUAGACAAGAAGAGAUGACAACUCGUGGAUUCACUGGCAACUUGGAUGAUGGACAAGAAACAACAACUCAUGGAUUCAUUGCUGCUGUUGUAGUAAUAGGAGUGUUUGCAGUGCUCCUCCUGGUUCUGGCAGUAAGAUACAGAUCUCAUUGUGUCAAUGCUUUUGAGUGUUUGCGUCAUUGGAGGUAGGAUGAAUCUUUGGUAAGUAUUUCCUUUUGGCUUGCCAAUUUGUUACAAGUGCUAAUGGUGGCUUAUAUUAGUUAAGUUUGAGCUUAUAUUUUUUUCAAAGGGAUCAGUAAUUCUGCAGGUGUAAUGUAUAAUGUUAACGUGGUUGCCUACUAACAAUAGCUAAGUGCUUACUAAGGGAUUUCCCCACAGGACGGGACAAUCUCCCAGUCUUCAUAUUCACGCCUGGUGAGCGAGUGGAAAGGGGGAGCUUUGCAGCGGCACAUCCAGCAGUGUGUUGCUGGUAUUAUAACAUCAUCAUCCAUUUUGCCAUGUAUUUGUUUAUUUUGAAUGAAUAUUUCGAUAUGUGUGUAAUUAAUAAAGGAAUUCUUUUUACUUAU
Paramormyrops kingsleyae is the source of this 1057-nucleotide messenger RNA. The record is from RefSeq and is a predicted model, not a curated record. Lineage: Eukaryota; Metazoa; Chordata; Actinopteri; Osteoglossiformes; Mormyridae.